This is a messenger RNA of Asterias rubens (European starfish), 2946 nucleotides long. Its product is annotated as tubulin alpha-1A chain-like. NCBI's taxonomy places the organism in Eukaryota, Metazoa, Echinodermata, Asteroidea, Forcipulatida, Asteriidae. Gene Ontology annotation, molecular function: GTP binding; structural constituent of cytoskeleton. The transcript has 4 exons. The record is from RefSeq and is a predicted model, not a curated record. Gene Ontology annotation, cellular component: cytoplasm; microtubule. Gene Ontology annotation, biological process: mitotic cell cycle; microtubule cytoskeleton organization. The coding region runs from base 98 to 1444 and encodes 448 amino acids.
CGAAUCCUGUAUCGUACAUUGACGACGCUAACAGGGUUUUCCUGAAAAGUCUUACAGGGUUUCUUCGAAGUUUCUUCUCGGCCAUUGAUACAUCAUAAUGCGUGAGGUACUGUCAAUCCACAUCGGCCAGGCCGGAGUCCAGAUGGGCAAUGCCUGCUGGGAGCUGUACUGCCUGGAGCACGGCAUCCAGCCUGAUGGUCGGCUGUCUGAUGACAAGACCACGAACUCUUGCUCUAAAGCCUUUAACACCUUCUUUAGCGAGACGAGCGGCGGUCAACACACACCAAGGGCUAUCAUGCUCGAUCUUGAACCCACUGUUGUUGAUGAGGUCCGAACUGGAACCUACCGCCAGCUCUUCCACCCUGAGCAGUUGAUUUCAGGCAAGGAAGAUGCCGCCAACAACUACGCCAGAGGUCACUUCACCGUCGGCAAGUGCAUUGUGGACAAAGUGCUUGACAGGAUACGAAAACUGGCUGAUAACUGCAAUGGGCUUCAGGGCUUCCUCAUCUUCCACAGCUUCGGUGGAGGUACCGGCUCUGGCUUCACCUCCCUUCUGAUGGAGCGUCUCUCUGUCGACUAUGGCAAGAAACCGAAGCUUGAAUUCGCCAUCUACCCCUCACCCAAUCUCGCCUCAGCGGUGGUUGAGCCCUACAAUGGCGUACUGAGCACUCACACCAUCAUAGAACACUCUGACUGUGCCUUCAUGGUCGACAACGAAGCCAUCUAUGACAUCUGUAAGCGAAACAUGGACAUCGACAAGCAGACGUUCACCAACGUCAACCGACUGAUUGCUCAGAUAGUGUCGUCGAUCACGGCAUCACUGAGGUUCGAUGGCUCCCUCAACGUCGACUUGACGGAGUUCCAGACCAACUUGGUGCCCUACCCUCGAAUCCAUUUCCCACUGGUCACCUAUGCUCCAAUUAUUUCUGCUGAGAAGGCCUACCAUGAGCAGCUGAGUGUUGCUGAGAUCACCAAUUCUUGCUUCGAGCCGGCCAACCAGAUGGUGAAGUGCGAUCCCCGUCACGGCAAGUACAUGGCCUGCUGCCUCCUGUACCGUGGUGAUGUCGUCCCCAAGGAUGUCAACGCUGCCAUCGCAACCAUCAAGACCAAGCGUACCAUCCAGUUCGUCGACUGGUGUCCAACUGGCUUCAAGGUGGGCAUCAACUACCAGCCACCUACCGUGGUGCCUGGUGGCGAUCUGGCCAAGGUGCAGCGUGCCGUCUGCAUGCUGAGCAACACCACCGCCAUCGCUGAGGCCUGGGCUCGUCUGGACCACAAGUUUGAUCUGAUGUACGCCAAGCGAGCCUUCGUCCACUGGUACGUAGGAGAGGGUAUGGAGGAGGGAGAGUUCUCUGAGGCUCGUGAGGAUAUGGCUGCCCUGGAGAAGGACUACGAGGAGGUCGGAAUCGAUUCAACAGAUCCUGUUGAAGAAGAAGAGUUCUAAACCUUAUAAACAUUAACUGAUGUAUUUGAUGCAUCUCAGAGAGCGUCUUCAAAGUAGGAACGGUCGGAACAUUCUGAAUUGGUUAAAUAACCCAGCAGGCGUACCUGGACCGAUCCACUGGACUCCGGCUCGUUCCGUCUGAACGUUCACGAUACCAACACGUGGCUCGGAACAAUGACGCGGUCCAGAGGAACAUGUCCGACUUCGGACCUUGCCCCUUUACAGAAUCUCGGAUUUAAACAGCACACUGGUUCGCAGUCGCUCCCUCACAUUUAUUCUUAUUAUUGCUAUCUGCGAGAUCGGGCCAUUCUAAACUGGGCGUUGUUGGCAACCCACCUCCAAGCAGUGACGGUGCAGUGGGUCAUUGAUGUGUGCUACAUAUUGACCUCAUGACAUUAUUUUACUGCGUAAGAUAUUCGCAACUGAAGACUUUUAAAAAGAAAGUGCUUUGGAAAGUCACUAAUUAAAGUGCAAUUAAUUAACAAAUUAAAGCGUAUUUUUGUGUUUUUCUUAAAAAUAAUGGUUAAUAUUUCAUAUUAUUAUCUCGAUUUCGUCAAGCAUAAUUUAAAGUACUUUCUCCUUUGUAUAGUGCGUCAACUUCGUGUUGAAUGUAUAAUUAAUACAACUUGUUUUAUAAUCUUGUUAUAAUAUUAUGUAUAUAUUUUUAUCAUUUUUCUUUCCAUUUUCUUUUCAUUGUUUUCAAUUUGAUGUAACCCUAUUGUAUCCCAACAUAAUGAGGCAAAAAACGUUCAAACAUGCCUAAGAUUUUAUUUAAAGGGAGGGUAUUUGAUACUUACUCCAAUAUAAACCAGUUGCUUGGUAAAAAGCACCGGAGAGCUGUUGAUAUUAUAAAACAUUACUAGAAACGACACCCUUUUAAGUGAUAGUUUUAGUAAAAGAGGUAAAACUCACCAAAAGUAAUUGACCCUGAUAUGAGAAAGGCUUCAGACAUAAAGCCGGUCUCGGGCUUCUGAAAAUACAAGUGUUUUUUUUCCCAAGUGUUUUCUUGCAACUUUGAUGGUCAACUGAUCCCAAAUUUUUACAGGUUUGUUAUUGUUUGCAAAGGUUGGGAUACACCAAGUGAAAAGACUGGUCUUGCUGCAACAAUUUUGUUUCUUAUAUAGAUGUAUUCGUCUUCAUAAAAAGUGUUAAAAUGUUUAUUAAAAGAGGAAAGGACUCUAAUCCAAACUUACUUGUAAAUUGAAAAAUUAUAAUAAAUAUACAGUUUGUGUAAACACUGUCAAAGCUGGGUGUUGUUUUACUGGAAUUGUUUACGUUUUGUGGCGUCAUUUAGGGAGAGUCUACCUCAUGUUUAUGAGACCUUUAUCAAUGUAACCAAACCGAGGUUGGAAGAACAAAAUAGUCUGGUUCCUAUUUGCAAAGUGAUUAUUAGCAUACAUUCUUGUUGUUUGAUAUGUGGAACAUGACCGAGAUGGAGGCAAUGGUCUAUAGCCAUUAGCCAAAGACCUUGCUGUAUCAAACCUGGGGUGGAUUUCACAGAG